UCCAAAACCACUGGACAGACUGGAACGCUACCAGGGAAUGGUUUAUAAUGGAGGAAGAGUGGGUCCAGCUCGGCUUCAGGAUUGUCACAAGGGCAUUGGACGUCUUUUCGCGUAUUUAUGCAAGAGGAAGAAGGCAAGAGGAGGAGGACUGCAAGCGGGAGAUAGCAGAAGUUGAAGAGAUAUUAGAGACACAACCAUUGACGGAACUCUAUUGGGAAAGACGCAGAGAUAGAGCCCUAGCUCAUCUGGAACAGAUACAAAUCGAACAACAGGUAGCAUGGGCGAAAAGAGCAGCAGAACGCAACAUGGCCUGUGGGGAUCGCAUGACCAAGGAGACUUUUCUCCAUAUCUGCCCCCCUCGGUCACACAUGCUUUUCAGGGAAUUAAUGCAUCCUUUCCUAUCGCAAGCAGACAUGGCUACAGACUCUCAGACUAUCGGGGAGUAUGCACAGGAGUUUUAUCAGGACAUACUUACCUCCAGACGACCUCCCAACCAGUCCUUGCACCAGCUCCGACAAGAGAACGACCUCUGGCAGCAUACUCACAUAGCACUUACUCAAGAUGCAAGAUUGCUCUUGGAUAGACCAAUCACGAUUGAGGAAUUAACUGAAACUGUGAAGACAAUGGCUAGAGGCAAAAGCCCUGGAGGCGAUGGCUUACCGAUCGAGUUUUAUGAAGCAACGUGGAGCAUGUCCGGACCUAUCCUUCUCAGCAUCUUCAACCACAUUUUGGAGGGAGGACAGCUCACGGAGGACAUGAGAACCAGAGUUAUCACACUAAUCUACAAGAAGGGCGAUAAGCGUAACAUCAGGAACUAUCGCCCUAUCUCCCGGCUCAACGCUUCAUACAAGAUCUUAGCCAAGCUCCUCGCAAGACGUCUGGCCCCAUUGCUGCCAGCACUCGUGCAUCCAGACCAAGGAGCCUUUGUGCAGGGUAGGCUAAUCUCUGAAAAUAUUUUUUCAGCGAUCGGCGCACUGGAGAUAGUUCAGAGAGAAAACAGACAAGUCAUGAUUGCAAUGUUAGACCUUGAGAAAGCAUAUGAUCGGGUUAACUGGUCGUUCAUAUUAGCUACAUUGCAACACAUGAACUUUGGGUCCGUCUAUCGCACAUGGGUGGCAGCGCUAUACACAGAUUCUACAGCGUCCCUACUCUUAAUGGGCAUCAGACUCCGUUCUUCUCUCACAAGGUCUUUGAGGCAGGGAUGUCCCCUGGCCUCGCUUCUCUUUGUGGUUCAGAUGGAGGUUCCCCUUAACUCACUGAGAGCGGCACGCAUCUAGGGACUUCAACUUGGUCAAGACCACGUAUACAUCACGGGAGCGAUUGCCGACGACCUGCUGCUUCUCUCCGAGGCAGACCCACAGUCAAUGCAGGAGGUUAAAAAAGUUUUGGAUUCAUACGCUGCUCUCUCAGAAGCAAAGGUAAACUGGAACAAAUCAGUUUACUUUUUGCCAAAGGAUUACCAACUCGCAGAAGACUGGGGAAUGAAGCGUAUCGAACCAGCUGCCUCGGAAAGAUAUUUAGGAGUUCAAGUUUCCCUGGGCGAUCCCAAACCUAAACAAGAUGCAAUUCUCCUUGCCAGGACGCAGGCAGCAAUAAAACGCUGCCGAACGU
Molecule: messenger RNA, 1611 nt
Organism: Chara braunii
Lineage: Eukaryota; Viridiplantae; Streptophyta; Charophyceae; Charales; Characeae
Source: the annotation of a GenBank genome assembly